AUGCCUCAGAGGCACAACGUGCGAGAAUCUGGUCUCUCACUGGGGAAAACUGUUCUGGCUUUAACGCUACUUGGGCUUGUCGUUGUUUAUCAUGCCUCUCCGUCGUCUCCUUACAAGAUGAUUCCGACUCCAUCUACCCUGGUUCCCAUGCCAAGCUCAAUGACUGAUCGGCAGAGUAAUGGGGUAGUCCUGAAACAGGAACAUUCCUCGAGUGGUAUAGGAAGAUUAUUCGUUGAUCGUCUUCAUCGCCGCCAAUGGACCACAGUCAUCGAAGCUGAGGGUGUCAUUGGAGAAAGAGUCCACAAGACAUGUGCCACAUCGUCCUCGGACGACAAAAGCCAUACGAUUAGGUCCCAAAUUUGUGGCAAAGACCAGAUCCAUUAUGUUGGUGGGCGUGCUAAUACAAAAGACGGCUCAACGUGCGAAGGCAAGUAUGGCAAGCGAGAUCCUCUGAAGUGGGCUGGACACAGGGGACCCCCUAACAAGUACAACUCUUAUACUUCGAAGGAUAAAUCAGGUGGAUCACGUCAUUCCAAGCCUGUCCAACAGACUGCAGACAAAAGUCCACACACCAGCAUGAACUCUGGCAUAGAGAGACCGAAGCCUCCUGCAGAUACUCAAAGCUCAGGCAACAGAGCUGUUGAGUCACAUCAUGCUGGAAACACCCCAGGAAAACCCAGCCGGUGGCCCAAGUUGCCCAACAGAUCGAACCUGAACAGCCCAGUCGCGAGAACGCCUGGCACCAGAGAUAUUCGACAGCUCGGAGACAGGAAAGCGCUGCUGGACCACUCUGAAUUCACAUCCAACGAGAAGCUUCAAAGACGACGGUCAACAGUGUCGCUUUCUUCUAGUAGCAAGCAGAUGGAAGCACAUCGUGCCGAGCUUGUGCCCAGAAGAUUAAUAUGCAAUUGUGGAGUGUACAUCUGUACUAACUACCGAAGUAUUUGCAAGAAGUGGAAGAAGGUACCCGAAAAGCAGUCAUCUGUUGCGAGAGGUUCGGUUGGAACUAUCUCCCAGGUACAGGACAAGCACUAUAUCCCAGCGUAUUGGAGAAUCAAUGACAGCCCAGGCAAAACGACAACGUUGACACCAAUUCGUUCCGUUCCCUCCGAAAAAGACAUUCAGCAAGUCCAACCAGAUCUAAGGAAAAACGACAACACCUACAACAAACCCGCUCAUGCUCCUGGGGUAACAUUUGCCGAUGUUCUUAUCCCUAAAAAGUGCAACGCCACGACCGCGACAUCACAGCACCAAUGUGAAUCGACACACCAAGCGACGAUCAUUUUCUAUUCGCUCCUUGGAAUAUUCCUGACAUCCAUUCUACUGUUAGUGCUUCUCAAAUGCUAUAUGUGCUUCAGAAAAAGACGCAAUGUUGCACGAGCAAAGAACACGAAAGCUCGGUUCUACGAUAAAAGUGGUACUUCCACUCGUCCAAGCUUUGCCGGAGAUAGUUUGUCUUCGAAACAAGAGAAGACCAGAUCCAAUGGCGAUGAUAUAAAUGGAUCUCGUCGCUACAUAAACAUGGAUGGAGUUGACGAUGAUUGGCCCGAACUCGGGUACAACAAGUGGAACAUCUUUAGCCGCAAGCGGAGAUCCCCUAGCCGAUUUUCUCCGGUACCUCAGGCUCAAGCACCGCGGAUCCCUACUUUGAGGUUACCCAAACCAGUCUUUGCGACGGUUCGCAAAGUUAGCGGGCUGGGUUUGGAUGGAAUGCUGGCAUCCUACAAGAAGGGCUUGAAGGGGAAUACCACAGACAUAAGCAGGGUUAAGUGGACGUCUACUGUUUGA
Cadophora gregata is the source of this 1788-nucleotide messenger RNA. RefSeq lists its product as uncharacterized. The transcript is spliced from 3 exons. The coding region runs from base 1 to 1788 and encodes 595 amino acids. The record is from RefSeq and is a predicted model, not a curated record. NCBI's taxonomy places the organism in Eukaryota, Fungi, Ascomycota, Leotiomycetes, Helotiales, Ploettnerulaceae.